Molecule: messenger RNA, 1918 nt
Organism: Lutzomyia longipalpis
Lineage: Eukaryota; Metazoa; Arthropoda; Insecta; Diptera; Psychodidae
Product: sialin-like
Exons: 7
Coding region: 192-1676 (494 amino acids)
Biological process (GO): monoatomic anion transport; transmembrane transport
Cellular component (GO): plasma membrane
Molecular function (GO): transmembrane transporter activity
Source: RefSeq, a predicted model, not a curated record
UACGUGGAUCACGUGCAAAAUUUGAGGGGAGAAAAUGAAGGAAAAUCAAACGGGUGAAAUGCAAAGAUCCAGCACGCAAUUGGUGACAUCCCAAUCAACUGAUAGUGUCAACAGUUGGUUCUCAGCACUGGACGUGCGAGCAGUAAAUUUUAACGUGAAAACAGGCAGUUUAUUCUUCACCAAAAAGUGAGAUGAAGAGUGCUGAAAGUGAUACAAUCGGUGGUGGGGAUGACAUCAACUUAAGCUCAACAGCUACCCUCCAUAGGCAGGAGGAUGGACCGAAGAAUGAUGAGUUGACGUGGAAAUUCUGGCAGAAGCGUCGGUACAUCUUGGUCUUUAUGGCAUUUCUGGGAUUCAUUAAUGUCUACGCACUACGUGUUAAUCUCAGUGUGGCGAUCGUGGCGAUGACCGAGCUGAAGAAUGUGACCCUUGAGAAUGGAACUGUGGUUGAGCAGGCAGAGUUUGAUUGGAACUCCAAGGAACAAGGACUUGUUCUGAGUUCCUUCUUCUACGGGUACAUCUGGACGCAAGUUAUUGGUGGGAUUAUUGCGUCCAAAAUUGGUGGACACUACGUGUUUGGUCUGGGAAUCGGGGUCACGGCCUUUUUCACUCUCCUCACACCUCUGGCAGCAAAGCUCAAUAUCUACGUACUCGUUGCUGUACGAAUUAUUGAGGGACUUUUCGAAGGCGUUACAUUCCCAUGCAUUCAUGCCAUUUUCAGUCGAUGGGCCCCAGUUUAUGAGCGAUCCCGCAUGGCGAGUAUUUCCUUUGCCGGAAGUUACUUCGGUACAGUAAUCGCGUUGCCACUUUCGGGACUCCUUGCUGUUCACUGGGGCUGGGAAAGUGUCUUCUACUUCUUUGGGGCAUUGGGGUGUGCUUGGUGUGUGGCGUGGAUGUUUAUAAUAAAGGCCAGCCCCGAAAGGGACCCGUACAUAACAGAAGCCGAGAAGGAGUACAUCCUCAGCAGUAUUGGUUCGCAUGAAAAGAAGAAAAUUAAGCAUCCUUGGAAGGCUAUUCUAACAUCAACAGCUAUCUGGGCAAUUGUUUGUUCGCAUUUUGCGGAAAAUUGGGGCUUCUAUACGCUCAUGACGCAGCUUCCGACUUUUUUGAAAGAUACAUUGGGCUUUGAUCUGGGAGAAAGUGGCUUUCUUUCGGGUGUUCCUUAUCUCACGAUGAGCUGCCUUUUAGCUCUUGGUGGAUACUUGGCAGACUGGACACAGGUUAAAGGGUAUCUAACAACAGGACAAGUCCGUAGAUAUUUCAAUUGCGCCUCUUUUCUUGCUCAAACCAUCUUCAUGAUACUAGCUGCGUACCUUCUUCAUCCAGCAUGGAGUGUAGUUUGCAUUACUCUUGCCGUAGGUCUCGGGGCUUUCGCUCUUUGUGGUUACAUGGUUAACCCUCUGGAUUUGGCCCCAAAUCAUGCAUCUGUGAUAUUUGGUUUCUCAAAUACCAUCGCAACCAUUCCUGGAAUUGUGAGUCCCCUUCUCACGGGCUUUAUCGUGGUCAACAAAAGUGAGAGCGAGUGGCAGAUUGUUUUCUACAUUUCAGCUGCUAUUUAUCUAUUUGGUUGCACUGUGUAUUGGUUCUUCUGCCGCGGGGAACUUCAGCCGUGGGCACAAACAUUCCACGAAGACACUCGAGAUCAAUCGUGUGAAAAUCCAGAGAAAAGUACCUGAUACGGGUGCGGGGUAUUGUAAAUCAAGCAUGGCACUAAUGAGGUAUUUUCAUUGAGUUACAGUGAUAAGGCGUAUUCGUAAGCUCUAAUAUAAUUGAGUUCUCUGCUGAUUGUCAUGCUUAUCAACUUUGAAGAGCCAUAAAAAUUAUAUAGAUAUGACUAAAUUAAUUAUAGGUAUAUGAUUUUGUGAUGAUGUGCACUGCGGAUUCCGCAAUAAAGAUUAAUCUGUAAAGCUUCAAGAAA